Messenger RNA from Betta splendens (Siamese fighting fish), 3661 nucleotides. RefSeq names its product coiled-coil domain containing 187 (gene ccdc187). The transcript is spliced from 14 exons. The record is from RefSeq and is a predicted model, not a curated record. The coding region runs from base 474 to 2933 and encodes 819 amino acids. NCBI's taxonomy places the organism in Eukaryota, Metazoa, Chordata, Actinopteri, Anabantiformes, Osphronemidae.
GGAGAAGUUCGCCUGCCCCGGCUUCGCACUGCAGGUCGACGGGGCUUUGUUUCAGUGAGGACCGAAAAGGGAAGAAAUAAAAACGCUUUAGCUGUUAAAAUAAAAAGCUCCACACUAAAAUAGGAAAUUGGCCACGCACGCUCGUGACAUUUCGGAUAAUUGUACAGACGCGGCAGGAAAGGAAGAGAGGAAGUGAGGGAGCGCGCGGAGGACUCUGAAGUUGACACCGUGUUGUCAUGUUUGGUACUUGUUGAAUAGGCGGCGAACGCAACGCAGCGCUGCGCUGGAGCCUGUGUGAGUGGGCGCCGUGCUGACGGGAGCAGGUGACGUGCGGUGUCCUCUCUGCGGUGCCAGGGUAGUAGUAAUCACCAUGAGACAGUGAUGGCAGAGCUGGAGAUCGACCAGUCCAACCUUCCACGUGUGCAAGAAGUCACAGAUGGUUACAACUGUACUGUAGACUGUGAGCACAGUGUAUGAGUCCUGCAGUGAAUCCUGAGGCUUCCCAUUUGUUCUCAACGAUGACACAGCCCAGUGCAUCACCAGAUAUGUGCCAGUGUUUUGCUGUGCUGGAGGAUGGAGCGUUGGCACACAACCUGCAGGAACAGGAGAUCGAGCAAUAUUAUACCACCAACAUCCAGAAGAAUCAGCUUGUGCAGAAUGACAUCCGUGUAGCCAAGAGACUGCAGGAUGAGGAGGAGGAGCAGCAGGCCCAGCAGAGCGCUCUCCUCAGACAGGCUUCCAGACAGCUAGAGGAGCAGGACUUUGAAUAUGCCCGUGUCAUACAGGAGGAGCUGCAGCGUGGUGCUGAAGAGGCAUGGAGAAGAGAGCAGGAUGAUGAGAGAAUUGCUAAACAGAUGCAGGAAGAAGAGGAGCAGAUAAUACGAAGGAGAAGCAGAGAGUCAGAGGGAUACAGUGAAGGCAGCACCAAUGAUCCUGCACUGCCUUCCCCACACCAGCACACACUCAGCAGCCUCCGCCAAGGAGAGGAGCGGUCUGCCACCACCAGGUGGCAGCAUUCCACCUCUGAAAGCUAUUCAGACAUAAGGCGGCCUAAGGCUGUCUCCCCUAGGAGGCUAGCAGCACAUGAAAACACAACUUCAUGGUCAAAUCAAGGACACGUAGAGUCCAUUAGGCACCGAAGUGAAUUGAGUGAGGAUUCAGAGGACUCAGACACCGUUUUCGCUGAACAACUGUCUGCCUUGUCUCAGAGACUACGUGAAAGACUUAUAACAGGUUGCCCUCGACAGCAGGCCUCUUUGCAUUAUCGACGACAAGAAAGAAGCCAUAGCGCACGCAGCAGCUUUACAGUUGAACCUAGAAGCUGGAGGGAAAGAGGAGAGCGGUAUGUGGACUAUGCAAGGACUUAUGACAAUAAUGACCUGGAGAUAUGGAGGCCUAGAAAUCAUGAUCAGGAAAGGAGUCGUGCUGAGGUUAAUGAGGGCAGAAGGGGGAGCAGAGAUCAAGAUAGAGAUUCCUGUUUGGAAGACGUAAGAGAAAGGCGGUGUAGUCUCGAUGAAUCUUUCCGACUACACGACAGACGUAGACACAGUAAUAGACACUUGGCAAGGACCUGGAGCUAUAAGGACAACGCAGACAAACGUGUCCAUUUUCAGGAAGACACCAGGCGCUCCAACAAGCGUCACGAUGAAAGCAAUCGGGUUUGGGAGAUGCUAGGCCAGGUCCUAAGAGAAAGGGGUGUGCCUGUGAGGGUUGGCUGCAACGGGGCGCCACUGCAAAUACUGCCUCAAAGCAGAGACAGCCAGGUGCUUCAUGGGAGCGAGGUCUCCUGCAGCGACUCCCAACCGCAUCAAAGACUCUUCCAACGAGCCGCAACAACCAGGCACAGUUUCCAUGGAGAUAUCAGGGAGAGGAGGAGAUCAUCAAACAGAGAAAACAGUGGGAGAGAUCACAGAGAAGACCGAGGCAGGCAGCAUGAUAAUGCGGAGUACGAUGGAGGAGAGAUUAGUAGUAGAGACUCAUACUAUGCUAACAGAGAAAGACGGAGCAGUAGAAGGUCGAGUGAGCCAACAUACACUGAUUAUGCGAGGAAGAGGAAUACAAACCAUCAGAGGGUCAAGAGGACCACAAGCGAACACAGGCACUGGCACAGGACCAUAGAGGAGAGAGUAAGUUCAGAGGAGGAGGAGCAGCAGCAGCAAGUGGAGAGAAGAGCACAUCGGCCCCAUCGGAGAACCCCCCAGCAUAGCCGAAGCUUCAGCAGCCGUGAGGCUUCAACCAGGGAUAGGUCCAGGCACAUGGCAGCAGUGACACCACUGCAACUAGAGCGGGGCAACACAAGCCUCAACCUGGGGGAGCUGCAGCAGGUUCUACAAGAUGAAGAACUGGCCCGAAGGUUGCAGGAGGAGGAGGAGGAAAGUCUGUUGAGGGGGAACUCGAGGCCUGCUACAUGUAGGUCUUACCCAGAGGGAGACUUCAGAGUUGCACAAGUGGCACAGGAUGAGGAAAUUGCACGUUUCAUGCAGAAGCAGGAAGUUAAAUCAAAGCGCAGAUCCAGUGAACUGGACGGUCCAGCAUCAUGGCGCGAGCACAGGGCAAUGAUCAGUCACCAUGACAGACAGACUGCAAGAGAGAGACAGUUCCAACAAGAGAGGCUGGACUCCGAGGGCCUUCCUUCCCCGACUGAGGACUGCUCCCCAGAGUACCAGCCAUCCAGUCCUGUCUCCCCUAUACCACAAACGCAGCAGAUCAGGAACAUCGCAGAGGAGUUGGACCCAACCUUUCAGGCGAGGAGGCAAGAUCCAGAAAACGUCCAAGGUGAACAAACAGACACGACUUGUCUGUCGCUUCCUGUGCGAAGUUCUGGCAUACACGACUUUGAGGAGCCGACUUUCAUCCCACCCACAAAACGGCAAACUGACAAAUCGGGACGUACUAAACCCAAAGAAAAGAAGGAAAAUUGCAAACAACAAUAAUCUGUAACAGAAACAAAAAUGACACUAAAUCUCACAUCACCUACAGAAUUAUUGUUGUUUAUUACUUUAAUGCUGAAAAUUUAAAAAAAAUUCUGACAGCAACCACAUAGCACUUUAGUCCAGUGGAACAAAGAUCUGAUGGAAGUAAAUAUUUUGUAACUAAGUGAAUAAUGACAACACUUGCCAUGUCUUUAUGUCUUCAUACAAACAAGUUUUAAUUACAGUGGUGAGUAUUUUUAAUUAUUUGUUUUUUUAUUUGUUGGUUUGUUCUUUCCUUCUCUUGUUUAAAGUGGACUUACAGUAUAAGGUGUAUGUACAGUAUGCUUCACUUGUAGAGAAGGAAACUGCCCAGGCCUGAUGACUUGAUAGUGUAUCUGAGUGUAACGAUGGGGGUUUCUGAAUGUUUGAAGGACAUAGAUCUGUACUGUUGUUGAGCUGUGUUUUCACUCAGCUAUUAAAAGGCAUUCACAUUUUCCUUUUAAUUGCCAUCUGAGUGUAAACAUUUCUGUGAAGCAGUGUCAUGAUGACACAGUACAAUGACAAUCACAUGAGCAUGUUUCACGCCUACUAAAUGGAAAUAGAAGUGCUUUGUAAAGACCACGUGUAAAUUCUGUACAUCCAAGUCAUAUGAGCAUGUUUAUUCUUGUUUAGGGACAAACCAAGUAACACAGACUCCGACAUAACUGUAAUGACAAUUUAUUUGAUUCUAUAAAAAUAAUGUUCCCAGG